Triticum dicoccoides is the source of this 2783-nucleotide messenger RNA. RefSeq lists its product as uncharacterized. NCBI's taxonomy places the organism in Eukaryota, Viridiplantae, Streptophyta, Magnoliopsida, Poales, Poaceae. The record is from RefSeq and is a predicted model, not a curated record. The transcript is spliced from 5 exons. The coding region runs from base 721 to 2646 and encodes 641 amino acids.
AAACUGGGUACUAUGGCCCAGCUAUUUGGACAUUCUACAAGGUUCCCGUUCUACAUGAUUCAACCUUCAAAGGAAGUUGUUGAAAAAGAAAAAUUCUAUCAUCACUGCCUGCUGAUCACAUCUAAUGCCUGUAACUUGGACCCGGCAAGAGUGAAAACUGAACUAAACAAGUUCUGGAAGCUGACUGAUGACUGGGAUAUAAAGAGAGAAGGUAGGCAGAAUUUCGUAGCAUCCUUCAACUCAGAGGAUGACCUACUAAGCUGUUUAAAGCCUCCCAAUGUAGAAACAUUUCUGGGUGAAAAGGAGGUCAAUUUCACUGUAGCAAGGUGGGAUGAAGGUGAUGGGGAAAAGCUUGACUUGAUCAGAGAGUGGCUUUUGGUCUAUGGGGUCCCAGGUGCAUAUAGAAACUGGAAGGAGCUAUAUCAAGUUGCAUCUGCAGUUGGAGUUUUGCUUGAGGUGGAUGAGGAAAGUUUGGAAAGUGGAGAUAAGGAGCCUAUUAGGUUAAGGAUAGCAUUGGGAAGUCUUGUUGGUGCUCCUUUCUCUUGCCACUUUGUGUUUGGAUGGUCUUCUAGACUAGUCGAGUUCAUGAUUGGAGACAAAGUAAAAAGGAUAGAAGGGCAAUGGAAGGAAGUAGAAGAACGGAAUGUUAGCGGCAUGAAGGAAUAUGUAGAUAUAAGAUAAGAAGGUAUUGAGGUACCUCCAGAAACACCGAACAAAGGAAUGGAUUUCUUAGGCAAUUAUUCUUUGGCUUUUGGAAGUUGCUCAGGCAAGGAACGUAAAGAAGAACUGAAGACAACAGAAAGAGCUACAUUGCUGGAAGUGGCGAAGUUCAUUGCAGAGUUGAGAGCUGAUGAAGAGAUCACGGAAAACAGCGCAAGUGCUAUGGCAGCCAGCACAACAAACUCAAAGAAAGCAGCAAAAGGGGGGCAAUCCCCAAGUGAAAGCUCAGCAAGAGGUGAUCAUAUGUCGUGUUUGGAAGAUUGUUCCGACAAGGAUCAUCAAAAGAAACUGAAGACUGACAUGGCUACAUUACUGCAAGUGUCGAAGUUCACUGAAGACUUAAGAACUGAUGGAGAGAUCAAAGAAAACAAUGCAAGUGCUUUAGUGGGCACCAGAACGAACUCUGAGAGAGCUACAGAAGACAUUCCAAAAGCUGAAGGUUGGCAAUCCAUAAGCGGAAGUUCAACUUCAACGAGCUUCAUUGAAAGGGUCCCCAGAGGUAUGCACAAGCCACCUAUAAAAAAUGUGUACACAAGGAGAGAUCGGAAGCAAAAAGAAUCGACAGAAGGUUCCACUUUGUUUGCUGACAUCAGUUCUAACAGUGCCCAUGAAGGCAUACAGAAGCCACCUAUAAAAAUUGUAUUCGAGAGAAGAAGUGAUCCCAAGCAAAAAGGAUCCACAGGGGGGCAACUUGCUUCAAAGGAACUGAACAAAGGAAUGAACCCAGGGAGCAGCAGUCACGCCACAAGGAUUGCAACCUUAACAUGCAAUAUGUUGGACUCAAAAUUUUUAUUAGAGAAGCAACAUGAGAAAGAAAUGAAAAUGGCAGAAACAGCUUUACUAGGAAAAGGACCAGAGUCGACUGAAGAAUUUGGAGAUGGAGAGAAUAAAGACAACAACGUAAGGACCAGUACAGCGGACUAUACGAGAAACAAAACAGCAGCGAAGACUCUGGGAGCUGAAGGAGCACAAUCUAUCAAGGGAAGUUCAGCGUGCAUGAUUAGAGUAACUCAAACAAAAGGUGUUGACGUGGCUGCAACGGUACUAGAAGGAGCUCGGUUUGAUGGAAAGCAGCUUGUUUCCAAGAUGACUACGCGGCUAACUCAAUUUUAUGAGGAGUUCAACACAUAUAAUGAAAUCCAUGACAGUUUCGUUGAGAUGGGUCUUCGAGAAAAUCUGCUGAAAGGAAUAUAUGCAUAUGGUCUGGCGAUGCCUUCUGCAAUCCAUCGACGAGGAAUUGUCCCAUUCUGCAAGGGUCUGGAUGUUAUCCAGCAGUCACUGUCUGGAACAACUGUGACACUUGCCUGUGGAGUUCUCCAGCGACUCGAUUAUGGAUCCACGGAAUGCCAAGCUUUGGUUCUUGUACCAACGCGUGACUUGGCACAGGAGACCGAGAAAGUUAUUGGAGCACUUGGUCAGUGGCUAGGUGUCAAAGCUCAUGCUUGUCUUGGAGGAACUAGUAUUCGUGAGGAGAAUGAAGAAUCGAAGUUUCAAAAAUUAUGUGAUCUUUUUGACACCAUGGCCGUCACGCAAAACAUCAUCUUUGUCAACGCACGUCGGAAGGUCAAGCCACUGACCGAAAAGAUCAGAGGCAGGGGGUACACUGUCUCGGCAAGCCAUGGUGGUAUGGACCAGCACUCCAGAGAUGCUGCCGUCCAGGAUCUCCAGUCGGGAUCAUCCCGUGUCCUCGUCACCACCGACCUUCAUGGCGCUGAUGCAUUGCAGGUCCCUGUUGUCAUCAACUAUGAUCUGCCAGCACAACCAGUACAAUACCUUCGUAAUGUUCGACGAAGUGGACAUCCUGGAGGGAUUGGUGUAGCUAUCAGCUUUGUUGCUCGUGCUGAUGAGCGUGUUCUGUCUGGCAUCCAAAGGUUCUGCAAUACUCAGAUGGCGGAGUUACCCUCCAACGUCGCUGACCUCUUGUGAGCAAUUGUGUAGUUGGAUAUGGUGCACAGAUGGCUAUCUAGACUUCUUUUUUCUAUCGUUGGCCUGGAGAGCUGCGCAACAGCUGCAUUUUGUUGAAUUGUGGGAAUCGUCUUGUGGGAUUGAAACUUGUUGAGUUC